Molecule: messenger RNA, 4338 nt
Organism: Phlebotomus papatasi
Lineage: Eukaryota; Metazoa; Arthropoda; Insecta; Diptera; Psychodidae
Gene: drosha
Product: ribonuclease 3
Exons: 3
Coding region: 125-3952 (1275 amino acids)
Biological process (GO): primary miRNA processing; rRNA processing; pre-miRNA processing
Cellular component (GO): nucleus
Molecular function (GO): ribonuclease III activity; double-stranded RNA binding
Source: RefSeq, a predicted model, not a curated record
GUAUCACAACGAUUUUUUAUUUUAUUUGAAUAUGUGUUCGUGUUAUCAUGUGGUUUUGACAUUUUGUAUUAUCCGGACGCGGUGUUUUUCUAUAUCAGUGCGGAAAAUUGUCCAGUGAAAAGUUAUGAAUUUUCCACCGAAUUUGAAUGAGCCUCCGCCGGGAUAUCCCCAUAUUCUGCCCACAACUAUGCCACCACCAAUCCCUGGGGCAAGUUAUUCGGGGGAUAGCCUGAAUUAUCACAUGAGGACUCCUCCACCUGGAUUUUUUCCAGUUCAGCAGCCAAUUCCUGCAGUAGCUCCUCAGAAAAGAUACAUAACUCCACCACCUGUAGUCAAUCCUCCAUCCGGAAGUUCUUCCCGUGAGAUUAGUUCGAAGAGCUCACGAGGGGGGAGUCCUAGAAGACGGGAUUCGGAGAAACGGAGACAUGGGGAAAGAAGUUCUUCCUAUUCAAGUCACAGAUCGUCUAGAGAUUACGAUAGAAGAUCUCGAGAUUCGCGGGAUUCUCGAGAUUCACGAGAUGCUCGAGACAGUCGUUCGGUGUCUUCUGAGUCAUCUCGACGGCGUUUCGAUGAGCCCCAUCGAGAUCGUCAGAGUCGCAGUCAGAGUCGCCGGAGUGAGCCAAAAAAGAAAGAGACUGAGAGGGAAAUCCUCCUGGCCAAAUGGCGAAGGAAUUACUGUGAAACUUCUGAGGAUAUCGCGAGGAAACUGGCUGAACUGGCCAAUGACAAGGAAAAGGAACACUGGAUCCGAUCAUCACCUGCUGAUAUCUACUACAAGAGAGUGUCAGAGAAUGUGGUGGAGGGUACAGCUAGACUCGAUGCCCUGUGCUCGCUAUUUGAGGCAGAGCUAGUGGAGAGAUCUGGGAAGAUUAAGAGAACACAGACUCCAUACAAUCCUCCACCCAGGAAGCGAAAGACACGCUUCUGUAGGCACAAAUCAGAAAAGUGUUCCUCAUCGGAAUCUUCGGAUGAUGACCUGGAUCUCGAGGAGGAUUGUACAAUGGAGGAACUUUCGAAGAAAAUCAAUCAUCCUUAUCGACUGCACACGGAUUUGUGGUACAAUGAUCCAGGAGAAAUGAAUGAUGGACCAUUGUGUAGGUGUUCAGCAAAAUCCAGAAGAAGUGGUAUCAGGCAUGGGAUUUAUCCUGGGGAAAAUGGUUUCCCGAGGUGUCAGCUGAACAGCAAUAAUGCAGACAAACUCUAUCACUAUCGUAUCACAAUUUCUCCACCAACAAACUUCCUCACAAAAACACCAACAAUCAUCAAAUAUGAUCAGCAUGAAUUCCUCUUCGAGGGAUUUUCCCUGCUGUCUCAUGUGCCCAUUGGCGAAUUGCCAACGUGCAAAGUUAUCAGGUUUAACAUUGAGUACACAGUGCUGUACCUGGAGGAGAAGAUGCCAGAGAAUUUUACCAUCAGGGAAUUAGAUUUAUUCUAUGCAUUUCUCUUUGGGGAACUCCUGGAGCUCGUGGACUUCAAUCUCAAGCCCAAUCUCGUUUCAUCGGAUGUCUGUCCUUUCUUUCACUUCCUUCCUCGUUUUGUGCGUGAUCUCUCGGACAAUGGCAAGGAAGUUUUGGCAAUUAGUGAAGUGCUGAGGUAUCUUCUGGACAAUUCCGGACCCUUAGUUGAUAGAAAGACUCUUGGGGAUAUGCUGCACAUCAAUCAGAAUAUUUGGCAGGAUUAUGUAGAUGACAUUAAGGGAAUGGUGGUAACCAAUCCGGGUAUGAAGCCAUGUUCCGUGAGAGUUGAUCAACUGGACAGGAAUGUGUCAGAUUUGCCGGAAUGUCGAGAUUCUGAUGGUGUUAUACAUCCCGUGAUUGUCCAUUUCGGCAUAAGACCUCCUCAGCUCAGUUAUGCUGGGAAUCCGGAGUAUCAGAAGGCUUGGAGGGAGUAUGUAAAGUACAGGCACUUGAUAGCCAACAUGUCCAAGCCGACUUACGACGACAAGAGACGCCUGGAGGCCAAAGAGGCUAAAUUGCAAGAGAUGAGAAUGCUUGGGAGAAUGAAGAGAAAUAUCACUGUUGCUGUGAGUUCAAAAAACUUCCAUAGAACCGGGAUUAUGUGCGAUAUGGUCCAGCAUGCAAUGCUUAUUCCUGUCUUAACAUGCCACUUGCGCUUCCAUAGAUCUCUGGAUGUUCUUGAGGAGAAUAUUGGAUACAAAUUUCAGAAUAGGUAUCUCCUCCAAUUGGCCCUAACUCAUCCGUCGUACAAAGAGAAUUUUGGCACAAAUCCCGAUCAUGCCAGGAAUAGUUUGACAAAUUGUGGAAUCCGUCAGCCAGAAUAUGGUGACAGGAAAAUCCAUUAUAUGAACACGAGGAAGAGAGGCAUUAACACCCUUAUAAAUAUCAUGUCGAGAUUUGGUAAAGAAUAUGAGACAGACAGCAAUAUCACGCACAAUGAGAGGCUGGAAUUCCUGGGAGAUGCAGUUGUGGAAUUUUUAACAUCCAUUCAUCUAUUCUUCAUGUUUCCGGAUCUAGAAGAAGGAGGCUUGGCAACUUACAGGGCUGCUAUUGUGCAGAAUCAGCAUUUGGCUGUGCUAGCUAAGAAACUUCAUUUGGAAGAAUUCAUGCUUUAUGCUCAUGGAUCAGAUUUGUGUCACGAAUUGGAACUUCGACAUGCAAUGGCAAAUUGCUUUGAGGCUCUAAUGGGAGCCCUGCUUCUCGAUGGUGGAAUCGAAGUGGCAGAUAAAGUGUUUGCAUCAGCAUUGUUUCUAGAGUCUGAUGAUCUCAAACGGAUUUGGGAGAAUAAUCCUCCGCAUCCACUGCAAGAGCAGGAACCACUAGGUGAUCGCCAGUGGAUUGCUUCUUAUCAAAUGCUCCAGAAUUUGACCAAAUUCGAAGAUGCCAUUGGGGUAAAAUUCCAUCAUAUUCGUCUACUGGCCAGAGCUUUUACUGAUCGCAGUAUCGGAUUUACUCACUUGACUUUGGGUUCAAAUCAGAGACUGGAAUUUCUCGGGGACACUGUUCUGCAACUUAUUUGUUCGGAGUAUCUAUACAGACACUUUCCGGAACAUCAUGAAGGUCAUUUGUCUCUACUUAGGAGUUCGCUCGUCAAUAAUCGCACACAGGCGGUGGUUUGUGAUGAUCUGGGCAUGACUCAAUUUGCUGUGUACUCGAAUCCCAAGGCUGAGUUAAAGACCAAGGAUAGAGCUGAUUUGCUCGAAGCUUUUCUAGGAGCUCUCUAUGUGGACAAAGGCUUAGAGUACUGCCAGACUUUCUGCCAUGUCUGCCUCUUCCCUAGGCUCAAUGUCUUUAUAAUGAAUCAAGAUUGGAAUGAUCCAAAGUCGAAGCUACAGCAAUGCUGCCUAACCCUGCGAUCGAUGGAUGGAGGGGAACCGGAUAUCCCGGUUUAUAAGGUUAUUGAGUCAAUUGGACCAACGAAUACAAGAGUCUACACGGUUGCUGUGUAUUUCCGUGAGAAGAGAUUGGCUUGCGCCACAGGACACAGCAUCCAGCAGGCUGAGAUGAAUGCAGCGAAGAAGGCUCUAGAAAAUUCCCAGGAUCUCUUCCCUCAGCUAGAUCAUCAGAAGAGAGUAAUUGCCAGGAGUGUCAAGAGGCAAAAGAGAUCACCAGAUGAUUCCAAAAGAAGAGAUUCCCCAUCGGAAUCCUCCACUGGCAAUAAGCACAAUCUCUUUGAUGAUUCGAAUCUACCAAAGCAAUACAGAGCUCGGGAAGAUAUUUCAAGUGAAGAGGAUUUCUCGGAUUCUGACUCAAGUUCCAGUGAAAGUUCAAGGAGCAGUUCUAGUGAGAAAUCCUUCGAAAAGCGUCCGAAGAGUAGAAAGCGGAAGCGCUCAGUGGAAAAUCAAACAGAUGAGAAUCUGCAGGAUAUCUUGAGUUCGGUAUCCGACGAAGAGAUUCCGGAAGAAAAAGUGAGCUAUGAGGAAGGGGCUGAGGUUUACAAAGUCGCCAAUACUGAAGAUUUAUCCUCAGAUUUGGAAUCUGGAGAGCUCAUUUAAAUUGCAAAGAUUUUUUCUCAAAAUUAAACCCUCAACGUUUUUCUUCAGAUUUGUGAAUUUUAUAGAUUUAAUCUGAAAUUGUAUAUAAAUAAUAAAAAAAAUCGAAAAGAUAGUGAGUACGAUUUUCAAAAAAAAUAUCUUUAACUGAAUUGUUUUCAAUCAAAUUUUUAACUUAAAUUAAAAAAUCAAGUUUCCGCCAUUUAUCAGUAUUUCCACGCUUUCCAGCAUUCUAAUAAAAUGAAACUCAAAAAAAAUUGAAGAAACAAUAGAAAAAUGGUUUUAUUUAAUGAAACAGAUCUCUCUAAAGCCGGUAAUUUGGGCUAGAAUUAACUAGAUGUAAUCCUUAGUGUCUCCUAUUGUAAUCUAGAAUUAAAUACUAAUUAAAA